Toxotes jaculatrix (banded archerfish) is the source of this 1595-nucleotide messenger RNA. It is a transcript of the gene tmem44, whose product is annotated as transmembrane protein 44. The transcript has 12 exons. Lineage: Eukaryota; Metazoa; Chordata; Actinopteri; Toxotidae. The record is from RefSeq and is a predicted model, not a curated record. The coding region runs from base 57 to 1595 and encodes 512 amino acids.
UGCAUGCAAUUUUUUUUCAUCAGUACCACGGAAUGUAAAUAUAUUUGCAAUAAAUAAUGGGGGAACGUAGUCUGAUCGCGGAUGGUCAAACGGGACGAAGCUCCAGCACUUUAUUCUCUAAUUUGCUCACUUUUUGCGUGGAUUCAGUCUCCACCUGUUUCUCUCAUGACGCAGACAAACUUUGCGUCCCCGUCGGUCUCAGCUCUCUGUCUGUGCUGCUUUUUCUUCUUUCAUGCCUUGUGCUCUUGUAUCAGAGGUUCAAAUGUCGUGGAGAAAAUCCGGGGGAAACCAUCAUUUUCCUCUACUGCUUCCUCGGUAACCUGUGCAGCACAGUUGGAGCCAUCCUGUCAAGGCAGCUGUAUAUUCAGAUUUUAAUGGGUGCUUUUGCUGCUGCUAUGGACGCUGUCAAUUAUUUGUCUUGCUGCUUCCCAGUGUUCCUGUGCUGGAACUCAAAGACAGAAAGAAGGCUGAGGAUGAUGAGGAAGCGGAGAAGGCAGCACCUCCUUGCAGUGUGUGUAUUGAUGGUGGUUGCAGGAGGUUUUCUGAAGUCCAGGGUCACCCAGGACCCAGCAGACAGGCCUCUCAGUGGGAGGAGACUGCUGCAUGUCACCCUCCAACAGGACAACACUGAAAUCCUGGGUUACACACUUGGCUUGAUCUCCUUUGUCAUCGCCUGUACCUCCAGGUUGCCUGCAGUCUGCAGAGCUUACAGAGGACAGAUGCUGACCCAGGCCCACAUGUUCUCAGGACUGCUGUGCUCACUGGCUGGUGCCCUCUACGCUGCUGCCAUACUCCUCUACGACACUCAGUUGGUGUCUCUUCUUAGAGUCAUGCCAUGGCUGCUGUCAGCAAUGUGCUGUGUCGGUCUGGAUUUUCUUACUGUAGUCCUCCACUGGUGCAAGAGAGGAACCAGGCAGCGCACCAUGAGGUUUUCUCCAGACACAGAGAUCCUUUUAGGUAGCUCAGGCAUCCCCACUGAGGAGAAAGCUGUUAUGAAGGAACACAGAAAACAAAAAGUUAAUUCAUCAGCAGAAACAAAAAUGAAAAGUGUCCAGAAGAUGGCUGAAAUGGGACGUUACAUGGAUGUCAGUAUUCACCCUGCAAGAAAAAUCUGCCUAAAGGGGGUGACAUUGUCCAAGGAGGAGAGGGAGGAGGACCAGCCUCUCAACAGGACAGUGCGAGUGAUCAGAGUCGACAGUUUUUGCUUUUCAGAUACAUCCUGUGACUCUUCACCAGUCAGUUCUGAUCUGGAGGUGGGCAGGAUGGAUGAAGUAUCAGUGCUUACAUGGGAUUUUGAAGUGGCAAAUGGCCAGUGGAGAGAACCAAGAGAAGAACAACAGGAGGGGGAUAAGUUCCCCAUCCACAUGUGGCCAGCAAACCCCAAACCCUUUAACAUCUGCACCUGUCCCAUAUCUGGACUCCCACAGGAAACUGGGUUCCAGGUUGGUGUGGUGAGAGAGCAAGCUAACUACGGGGAGGAGGACCGCCUGGGGCAUCGUGUCCCUGGCUCUCAAGUCAUUGCAGAGAUUGGGGAGGGAAUGUUCUUGCUGCACUGCACCCACUGCCUAGCGCCGGCCAGGGGACUGCUAUUGUAA